Cryptococcus wingfieldii CBS 7118 is the source of this 2958-nucleotide messenger RNA. RefSeq lists its product as hypothetical. Gene Ontology annotation, molecular function: RNA binding. Gene Ontology annotation, biological process: positive regulation of mRNA splicing, via spliceosome. The transcript has 9 exons. NCBI's taxonomy places the organism in Eukaryota, Fungi, Basidiomycota, Tremellomycetes, Tremellales, Cryptococcaceae. Gene Ontology annotation, cellular component: spliceosomal complex. The record is from RefSeq and is a predicted model, not a curated record. Bases 1 to 2958 code for a protein of 985 amino acids.
AUGGGCGACAUUGCUGCUCUCUGGCAGCAGGAACAAGCAGAACGGGCGCACAAAACCUCCCACCCCUCUCGAACACAGGUCGGGCCAGACAGUGACGAGUUCUAUUACGACCUCCCUCAACCAAGUGUUCCUACUCAAUACAACGAGGAGGAGGAUGCGAGGGAAAGGGAGCGAGGCUUUAGGAAGGCUCGAACUCUGAAGCCGGGAGAGUCUAUCCUUGAGCAAGUUGGACUAGGGUUGGAGGACGAUUCAAAGGUUCGGCAUCUCCAAUCUUCCUCCCCCGCCAGGAGGCCCGACUCGGACGAUGAAAUGUCUGACCUUGAAGCCGAAGGGGAAGAAGAAGAGGACGACUAUCGUGCAGCCACAUCCGGCCUUCCCUUCGUCCGCGAAUCAGCCCCUCCCCCUCCAUCCUCCCCUCGCCCAGCGCACACCAUCAUCUUUGAUACACCUUCUCCCGGUAUACCUUCUCUGGGCGACGCGCCUGUUCUGGUACAAAGAUUGAUACGGCGGAAGGGACCACCUGGACCUAGCCCGCUUUCGCAAUCACAUAUUCCUCAGCAAGAGUCCGAGUCUGAUGCAGAGGAUGAAGACGAGAGGAAUGAUGUUCGGCCAUCAAGAUAUCCUACCGCCGAGAUUCCUCCUUAUCGCCCGUCCAGCUCCUUACCUCCCUCCCUCGCUUCUCAUCUCCUUACCCGUCCCCACCCCCGUUCCCGAUUUCUGGUGUUCCCAAGCAACCUUCUCCCGGCUGUUGACAUCCUCCCUGGAUCAACUGCCGUUGCGGAUACGCGCACGGGUUUGGGGUUUGGGGCUUUGAAUGUUCCUUACGAGCCUGCGAGAUCUGAGGAACGUGGAGGCGGGUUCCCUCUUUCGACUCCGGUCAAAUCCCCACCUACCCCAUCCAUCCCUCGACUACAGGAUGGGCCUUACCAUGAAAGCUUGGGAGGACUCGGUAAAGAUAUCCUUGCGAGUUGGUUGGCGGACAGUGAUAUGAAGAGGUCUGGUGUUUCGGUGCAGGAUUACGGUUGGCCUGGAAAUGUUGGGGGCAUGACCACGGAACCCGGUCGAGUCCCUUCGGUGAACAUUCACGCCGAGGCGUCUUAUCCCCCAAUGACAUCCUCAUCAUCCUCUCAUGAAGUACUUGAUUCUUCCUCGAUUCCUUCAUUGUCAGAUGGCUCCCUCAUCCUCACGCCGUUUCAGCCAGCGCCCGAUCAACCUUCGUUACCGACCUCUCGGCGCCGUAUCAGAGCCCGCCCGGCUGCUCUGAACCUUGAUCAAGCUGCAUUGAGGGAACAAGGGCCUUCGACACCACUCAGGACGUCGUUCAGGGGCGGCUUGUCGCCAUCUUCAUCAUCUGCUCUUUCCGUUGCUCCAGUGGAGCCCACGGUGCCGGUUCCCCGCUCUCCUCCAUCCGAGCCUUCGGCAAGCGGUCCCUCUGUGAUUCCUCGAAAGCGACCCUCACCCACCACACUUGGACACAGGCGUGGCAGCAAACAGAAAGGCAAAGGCAAGGCCAGAGCCGAGUCUAAAGAGGAAGAGUUCUCCGAGUCAGGAGACGAAGACUCUGAAAUGCCUGACGUCCUCGAAGAUCCCGUCCACCGAAUCCGCUUUUCGCCUCACCCUCCUACUAUUGCCAAGCCACCUUUGCCGAUGCGACGAGAGCAGUGGAUGAUCAAUAUCCAAGCAUGGACUUUUAGGCGUGAUCGGCAAAUACAGCGAGGUGCGGCGAGAAGGGAGGCUGAUAAGGAGAGGCUGGUAAGGGGUGGUAGCGAGGACAGGGAAGGUAGGGCAUGGGUAUACAAGCGGGAUUGCGAGGAAGAGGAGAGGGAGGAGGUGAGUGGGUAUACUAGCGAAGGAGAGAUGUAUGACCGCCUUACAAGAGUUGUUCGUCAGAUCUCUGAACUGGAAAGCUCUUCGGAAGAACAGCACAGCGAUGACGGUGGAGCCAUGUCUUCGGAAAAUGACGAGACCAAACAAAAUACGAUCCUCAACACUCGCCGUCGAUCAAACCUGUCCCGCGAACCGUCUGAAGAUGUGGACAUGGCUGCGGAGACGAGUGGAAUGAACAUCGAUGAUGGAGCUCAGAGGAGAAAUGAUGCUGAGGUCUUCCCUAGAUCUCAUUCGAGCAGCCAAUUCUACUUCAGGUGGGGCGGUUUCCUCGAUUUUGUCAUGCCCAUUUCCCAUGCCAACGCUAGAAAUGUUCCCCACAGUCAUCACUUCUGGAAGGAGAACAACGGUGCUGCCGCUGCCGACUAUGCUAGAGAGAGCUCGCCUCGACGUGAGACUCGUGGUGAGGAGCAGCCGCCUGCGAGGAGCCCCAGGAGAGACAGAAGUCGAAGCCCCGGACGUGGUCCCGAGAGGUCUGGCCGACCCAACGACGCCGGCCAACAGAACCCUGGUAACAACCUUCACGUCAGUGGUUUGUCCCGCUCGGUUACUGAGCGUCAGCUCGAGGACCUGUUCUCCAAGAUUGGCAAGAUUGUCAAGGUGCAGAUCAUGAUGGACCCCCAUUCUCAGGAGUCUCGAGGUUUCGGUUUCGUCAUGAUGGCUACUGGCGAGGAAGCGCAGGCUGCUAUUGAUCAGCUUACUGGCACCAACCUUGAGGGCAAGACCAUGACCGUCGCCCACGCCCGCCGAGGACGAGCUCGUACUCCCACUCCUGGCCGAUACCACGGUACCAAGGCCGAUGGUCCCCCCGGUGGUGGUAGGGGUGGUCCCCGAUACGGCGGCGGCGGCUACGACCGACCCUACCAGCCCAGAUCUUACGACUCUCGAUACUACGACAGACCUCCUCGAGGUGGCUAUGAUGAGCGAGACAGGUACGACCGUAGGGACAGGUACGAUGACCGAAGGUACGACGACCGCUAUGCGGCUCCUGCCCCCCGUGGUGAUCGAUACGACGACUACUACCGCGGAUCUGGUUCUUCUGCUGCCGCCCCCGCCGCUGCUGCUGCUCCGUAA